Molecule: messenger RNA, 1836 nt
Organism: Pseudovirgaria hyperparasitica
Lineage: Eukaryota; Fungi; Ascomycota; Dothideomycetes; Acrospermales; Acrospermaceae
Product: tRNA pseudouridine synthase
Exons: 2
Coding region: 1-1836 (611 amino acids)
Biological process (GO): mRNA pseudouridine synthesis; tRNA pseudouridine synthesis
Cellular component (GO): nucleus
Molecular function (GO): pseudouridine synthase activity; RNA binding
Source: RefSeq, a predicted model, not a curated record
AUGGCCUCACUUCCACAAGAUCCAGAACCGGAACACAGACCCGAUCGUUCUGGUAAGCGACUUCGCUCUGAAAAGAGUGGACGAGAAGGAAGGAAACCACGCGCGUCGAAACGAGAGCGAGAGCGAGAUGCUGGACGUGGUCAAUACUUCAGAGAGCGUACUGACAGGCGUCAGCGUAACGAUGAAGAGCAGGCGAAGCAGCGCGCUCGCGCUGAGGCUGGACUAAAUAUCAAUCCCAUGCUUCCAGGGCCCUUCUCCGCCGAAGAGAUCGCUGCUGAGGAACGAAAGCCGAAGCGUAAAGUUGCGGUUCUGGUCGGAUAUUCCGGUACAGGGUAUAGAGGAAUGCAAAUAUCUCACAGCGAACGCACUAUCGAAGGCGAUUUAUUUACGGCAUUCGUCGAAGCAGGCGCUGUAUCCAAAGCCAAUGCUACUGAUCCGAAAAAGGUGGCACUUGUACGCUGUGCGAGAACGGACAAAGGUGUUCACGCCGCAGGCAAUGUCAUAUCACUCAAUAUGAUAAUUGAGGAUCCGAACAUUGUUGAAAAGAUCAAUGAGAAACUGAACCCCCAAAUUCGAGUCUGGGGCUUUGAGCGCACGAUUUCAAGCUUCAGCUGCUAUACCUUAUGCGAUUCGAGGUGGUACGAGUAUCUGCUACCCACGCACGCCCUACUACCACCCCGACCCAGCAGCUUUCUUGGAAGGACAUUGGUGCAGAUAGCCAAAGAGGAGAAUGAUUUGGAAGGCUAUCAAGCCCGACAAGCUGAUUUGAAGGGCUUUUGGGAAGAUUUCGAGUCGACCACAAUCCGACCGAUGUUGGACGGCAUGGACGAAGAACUUCGCCCGAUGGUCGAGAAGGUGUUUUUCGAUGAAGAUAUCAUCUUUGACCUCGAUGAGAUCCAGAAGGGCCAUCUAAACAGGGCUUCAGGCGAAAAAAGCGACGUCCAGACCGAGAGCCCUUGCGAUGCUGCCAACGCCCCUGAAGAAUGCCCAGAGAACCUGGAGGUGGAAGACGCCGAAAACACCGACCAAAACCAUGAGGAUGCUAAAGAAACACGGAAUCAGCUCAAGGAGAAAGCUCUUGAGACCCUAGACGAGAAACAAAGGCUGAAGUAUAAAUCGUACGUCCAUCAGGUCCGUGAUGCUUAUCGUGAAGCGCACAAGGCAUUCCGCCUCAGUGAUGUUCGUCGGCAACGUCUUCAAGAAGCCCUUCGUAUGUAUGAAGGCAUGAAACGCUUCCACAACUACACCGUCUUCAAGUCCUUCACAGACCCUUCCGUCAAACGACACAUCAAAUCUUUCGUUGCCUCAGAGCCCUUCGAGAAGCAUGGUAGCGAAUGGAUAUCCCUGAAGGUUCACGGACAAUCAUUCAUGAUGCAUCAGAUCCGUAAGAUGGUCGGGAUGGCAGUUCUGGCGGUACGCUGUGGAUCACCUCUAAGUCUGCUUGAAGAUUCCUUCACGGAUGUACGACUAUCCAUACCCAAAGCACCUGGUUUAGGCCUAUUACUGGAACGGCCUGUAUUUGAGACUUACAACAACAAGCACGCCAAGGCGUAUGAUAAAGGCGCGAUCGACUUCAGCGCGUACGAGAAACCCAUUGAAGAGUUCAAGCAACAGUAUAUUUAUGAACAUAUCUGGCAUACCGAGGAGGAAAAGGGUGAGUUCCGUUCCUUCUUCAAGCACGUGGACUGCUGGACGGACAGAGAAUUUCUCUUCCUGAGCUCGAAGGGUGUAGAUGCUGUCAAAGGUCUUUAUGACAAGAAAGGCAAAUCGACACAGAAGCAAACAACGAAGGCAACACUCGACUCGGAUGAUGAAGGCGAUGCCGGCGACGGAUGA